GGGAGAACGCGACGCGGCGUUUGUCCUGUCCACUCACUAGUGCACUACUCUCUGUAGGCAAGACCAACCGCGAAGCUACACAUCUCAAGCGGCUCCAUCACUUGCUCGAGGGUGUUGACGAGUAGUUGGGUGUUGUUUGAUGGAGAUGGAGCAGUCAGCGUACGACCGACAAGUGCCGUUCGCACCCUAUGGGCAGCUCCCAGCCAGCCAAACCAAUGGAGUCAUACCAGCGCCAUCUGUCACCUUCAGAAGCCCGGGUAGGGUAACCACCACGAUGACCGCACACACGCCACCGCAGACAGACAACACAGAGCGUGAUAUCAGCACGUGUUCAGAUCUGAUCUCCCUGUUGUGCUGUGCUGUGGUGUGGUGUGGUGUGGUGUGUCACCUACCUACAGAUCAGCUGAGUCAGCUGCGUGGCCGCAAGUGUUUCCGGCCGUGCACCCCGAUCGCCACGGUGCUGGCCAUAGUGUUCAUCUACGCCAUCACCCGGGAGAUCGGCGUGCUGCUCUUCUGCCUCAGCGUCAUACCAGUCAUCGCCAUCCUGUUCCUUCUCUACCACAAGCGUGCACACGAAAUGUCAGUGGAGCUCCUGUUGGAGAUGUUCUGGACCGGCGCGCUGCUCUCGUGCCUCGCGGCGGUGAUACUCGAGGGCACUGGCACGGGCUAUGAGACCACCAGCCAGGCCCUCAAGGACUGCCACAUCUCCCUGGUGCCGGAGGCGCAGACGCCCAAGAACGGCACACUGACCCCCACGGCCGCCCCGCCCGAUAGUGAUAGUGGGGGUGGAGGCGGGCACCCCCCGAGUCUCUAUUGCGACCUGAAGUUCUUCGUGUACAUUCUGAUUGUGGUGGGGGCCUCCGAGGAGCUGUGCAAGUUCGUCAUAGCCAUGUCGCGCGUGCGGCUGCGGGUGGACGCGCUGCCCUACACGUGUGCCUGCUGGUGGAGGGUGGUCGACACACCCUAUGCCCUCGCACUGGUGGGGGCGACCGCGGCUGCUGGGUGAGCAUGCGAUGCGCACACACACUGACAGAAAUACCGAGAGUCCAUUCAUUUCACGAUGGCAUAGCCAUCCAUCUUUGGUGUGUGUGUGUCAGGUUCGCCUGCAUCGAGAACAUCGAGUACAACGUCUUCAGCACGCUGAGCGCCUUCAACCCCACGGGCCCCAACCUUCUCGGAGCCCUCCUCCAGACACUGCUGCGCGCCGUCCUGGCCAUCCCAUUCCACGUCUCAGCCACUGGAUACGCUUCCUGCCGCCUCGCCAAGUUCCUCUUCGCCCAACCGACCAACGCCCUCUCAAGCACGGCCCCCCUGCGGCCGUCCAACACUGAGAUGAACGGCUUGGUAAGCGGUGGUGCAGGUGGUGGCGGUGCUGGGGGCAGGAGGGACCGGCAGCACCAUGUCCACUAUGAGACGCUGGCCGGCAAGGGCCCCUCGCUGCUCGACUACGCGAGCUUCCUGUGGCUGCCCAUCCUGAUGCACGGCACAUACGACUCGUGCCUCAUGCUGAUGACUCUCUACGCCAUGAACAGCGCCAAUGGGGUGGCGUUGACCCUGCUGCUCACCGCCAUGGGGGCCUUCCUGGUGAUGGUGGUCAUGUUUAUCUGGGAGUGGUGGUCUCUCCGGAAGCUGCCAUUCUAUGAGCAGAGGGGCGGGGCGGAGGGCGGCAUGAUGAUCGAGGUCACUUCGGGGCCGGUGGUGACCGAAGUGGUGACGCGGGAGUGAUCAUGACGUGUGUGUGUGUGUGUGAGGCAUUUGCUCAAGGCAGUUGCAAUGAGACAGACAGACAGACAGACAGGCAGGAACGGACAGGCGGCCGGGUGUGAAGGGUGUGGUGUGGCGUGCAGCCGGGCUAGGUUGGUGGUAGUUUAUUUGUUUGUGAGGGCUGCAGGCAGCGAUGUUGAGUAAGGCCAGAGAAGGCCAGCCAGAGAUGCAACUCGCGUCGGCCCAUCCAUCUAUCCAUCGGAUGUGCUGUCUGUCUGUCUCUGUCUCUCUGUCUGUGUCUGUGUCUGUGUGUGUGUGUGAGUGAGUGUAGUAUCUUGCUUGAAAGCACUGACUGUCUGACGGACACCACACCCUCUUUACAACCCAUGUAUAGUCGUGACAGACAUCAAUCACAUCAAAUGCUGCAGUGCA
Molecule: messenger RNA, 2136 nt
Organism: Vitrella brassicaformis
Lineage: Eukaryota; Vitrellaceae
Source: the annotation of a GenBank genome assembly